Molecule: messenger RNA, 990 nt
Organism: Drosophila subobscura
Lineage: Eukaryota; Metazoa; Arthropoda; Insecta; Diptera; Drosophilidae
Gene: Osi8
Exons: 2
Coding region: 100-990 (296 amino acids)
Source: RefSeq, a predicted model, not a curated record
AGUGCAGUGCCCCGUUUGGACGAGUUGCGUCAGUGCCACCAUCCACAAGGAUCUUCCAAACAGACACUCCAGCCACCAGCCACCAGCCUCAGCUCAGACAUGAUCAAGUACGUGUGGCAUGUGGCAGCCCUCAUGAUUGUCUUUUGCUGGCUGUCAACGGCCCACGGCGCCAGCUACCAGCAUCAGCAUCAGAGUCUGAACAGCCUCGGGGGAGUCGGGCAGAAACCGCAGCCACAGCAGCAGCAGCAGCAGCCAAGUGCCUCCAGCUCGGCCGCAGCUCCGGCUGGCUUCUGGAAGGACAUGUCGCUGGUCUACCGCAUCUAUCAGCAGUGCACGGGCGAGAACAUGUCCGUCUGCCUGAAGGUCAAGCUGCUGACCGGCCUGGAGAAGGCCUUUCGCUCGGCCAAGACUCUCUCGCUCUUCGAGGGCGUGCAGUUCGUCAGCAGCUCUGGCAGCGCGGAGCAGAAGCGAGCCAAGCUGCCGCCCAUCAGCGAGCAGGACAUUGUGGCUGUGUUGCCACGCAGCACGGACGCCAAGGAUCAGGUUCUGAACAGCAUGAUCUUCAAGCGGGUGGGCAACUUCCUACAGGACCACACGCUGCAGAUUAAAUUCCCGGACUUGCGCGACUCGGACGGAGGCACGGCGGAGGGUCGCAAGAAGAAGGAGAAGAAGGGCAACGGCGCCUACAUCAUGAUUCCGCUGCUGCUCGGCGGCACCUUUGUGCCCAUCGCCUAUGGCGCUCUGGCCAUGCUCGCCGGCAAGGCGCUGAUUGUGUCCAAGCUGGCCCUGGUGCUCGCCUCGAUCAUCGGCAUCAAGAAGCUGCUCAGCGGCGGCGGCGGCGCCAAUCAGUCCUCGCAUGAGGUUGUCGUCAGUGGCGGUGGCAGCCACUCGGGCUGGGGUCGGGACUUCGAUAUGGCCUACAGCGGCUGGAAGCCGGCCAAGGAGCAGCAGCAGCAGCAGCAGCAAGCGGGCGGUGCCAAGAGCUUGUAG